CGUGACUGUUUGUGGAGCUGAACACGGAAAUGAUGUCAAAAAGUUUCUCCGACUGCCAGUGUGCUGCUGAAACACGGAGAUCUUCGAUAAGAAUGACUUCUGUUAGUCGUAAUAACAGAGGGCAUGACUUCGUCAAAAAGUACCAGAGUCACUUGGAGAGCCGAAUUGAGAAGGGGGAUCCGAGUUUGGUAUGCAGAGAUGAGAAGAUCUGUAAGGAAGCGGAGGCGCUCCUUACCAAAGGCAAUGCCCAGAAGAUCCUUAAACUAGAUAGUUUCGAUUUACUGACAGUAAUGGAAAACUCACUCCAAGCAUUUCCUUUCAAAACUGGCCUUUUGGGUCUUGAAAAAAUGUCCAAGGCCUUUGAAGUGUUGGAGCUUGCUGCAUUAAAUCUCUAUUUGUACCCAUGGAGAAAGGAAUACAAAUUUGUAAAGAUGUUUUCAGGCAUGUUCACACAUUUUAUCAAACCUGCACUAACCCUAACGCAGGCCAGAGAGCUGUUUGGGCUACUUGGAUAUCAGCCUGCAAGCCAUAAUGAGGAAGAAGAGUUGGAACUAGAAUCCAAACCAGUUCCUGCGGCUUUUAUACUUUGCCUGGCAAGUGCCUUCUUCGCUGCUCGUAUAGAGUGUCAGCUGCUCCUUUCCAACUUAGGCUCGGUGGACACAAGUGUAGAGUCGAUUCUUCAGAUAGUUAAAGAGAGGCAGGAAGGCCACAGCCUUUCUGUAGCAUUAUAUAACACUAAGAGAAAGUUGGAGGCUAUUUAUGCUUCAGAUGGAAAACAGACAGAGCUGGAUCUGUACACAGAUGAGAACUUGCCACAGGCAAAUGCUAAUCACAUGGCAUCUACUUCUUCGCCACCUCGCCCUUUCUAUAUGCAAUCAAACGAAACCCUCCCAAAUGAGAAUUUACACAUAGACCCUUUCCAAUCAGAUGGGUUGAAUAAUAAAAGCAGUGGUCAGGAAGCAACACUUUAUGCCUCAGGGUUUCAGUGCCAGAUCAACAACAGUGUCUCGCUUUCACAGAAUUCAGGACCACUGGAAAGCAUUGGUAAAGAACAAAUGGCGGGUGAUCCUGAGAGACAAACAGCAGAAGUGGGAGGGGUUAUGUGCAGCUGUUCCACUACAACAUCUUUGUAUAUGUACUUAUGUGAAAAUUGCAGUAACAUUCACAGAGGGGAUUGUGAGUAUUACAAGAGUUGUAAAGCCAGAGGACAUACAUUAGCACUGUGCUCAGACGAAGUUGGACAGCAACAAGAAAAGAAUGCGCCACUUUCAAAAGAUUUACUGAAGAACCAUCAAUGUAUGGAAAAACCAACUUCUGAUACCUUUCUGGUAUGCCGCAGCUGUCAGUUAAUCCAUGACCAUAGCUGUACAAGCAAUAAGUUUUGCCAAUUGCUGCAACACUUUGUUCAGCCUACAGGUAGAUUACUGACUGUAGUUAAUGCUCCAGAGAGGCACACCUGUCUUACUCCAGAGGCUCCAGUAUACGUAAUAUGCUCCACCUGUAACAACGCCCAUGAUUGUAUAUGUACACAAGUGAAAAAUUGCAUCGAUAAUCAGCAUGAGGUAAAAUUCCUCCAGGUUUCUGGUGAUUCAGAAACACACAACACACCAAUGGAAUUUCACCACUGCUGCAUUGCUAACCCAUUGUUGCUAACCAAAUAUGCAUGCCUAACUUGUAAAGUAUUUCAUGGUUCUUUCUGUUCAGAUUUAUGCCAAUACUCUCCAACACACAAAAUACAUGAACUCAGGAACACUUGCGUGAUUUGUUUCCAUCAUGAUGUUUCAGUCUUAUGUAGGUAUUGCUGCCAUCAGUAUUGCAGAAAUUGUUGGCUUAAAAAUCCCAUGUCAUGUAAGUGUGGGAAUCCUUUUCAAAACUUUUCUUCAGUUUAACAACAUCCACACUUGUUAACAAUUAUCCAGAUAAAGACACUGUUUAUUUUAUUCAUGUACCUUUAUCACAUUAAGCCAAAUUAAGCCUAUUCUUAUUGUAUGCAUGUGUUAAUUUGCACAACAAGUCUAAUAAAUCUCUUAAUUUUUGUUCUUU
Messenger RNA from Paramisgurnus dabryanus, 2043 nucleotides. It is a transcript of the gene spata2l, whose product is annotated as spermatogenesis associated 2-like. Gene Ontology annotation, cellular component: cytoplasm. NCBI's taxonomy places the organism in Eukaryota, Metazoa, Chordata, Actinopteri, Cypriniformes, Cobitidae. The record is from RefSeq and is a predicted model, not a curated record.